AUGGCUAUGUUUGAUUCCACUGUUAAAAGUUCUUCAAGAAUGGCCACACUGCUGCUUGUUUUUGGGCUGCUAAUGGCUAGCCUACACUUAACAGUUGCCCAAACGGGAGUGUGUUAUGGAAUGGAGGGUGACAACUUGCCACCGCCAGGGCAAGUUGUAGGUCUCUAUAACCAGUACAGCAUCCGAAGAAUGAGACUCUACGACCCUAACCAAGCUGCUCUCCAAGCCCUUAGAGGCUCCAACAUUGAGCUCAUGAUAGGUGUCCCAAAUGAUGCUCUUCAAAACAUUGCUUCCAUCCAAGGCAAUGCCAAUUCAUGGGUUCAAAACAAUAUUAAAAACUACGGUAAUGUCAGAUUCCGAUACGUUGCGGUUGGAAAUGAAGUAAGCCCUACGGGCCCCACUGCCCAAUUUGUUCUCCCUGCCAUGAGAAACAUUUUCAAUGCAAUUUCCGCAGCUGGCCUGGGGAACCAAAUUAAAGUUUCCACUGCCAUUGACACUGGGGUUCUGGGAACAUCCUACCCUCCAUCAAAAGGCGCCUUCAAGCCUGAAGUCACGUCCUUUCUCAACCCCAUCAUCAGCUUCCUGGUCAAAAACCGUGCCCCACUGCUUGUUAACCUGUACCCUUACUUCAGUUACAUUGGUAACACCCGGGACAUUCGCCUAGAUUAUGCUCUUUUCAAGGCUCCUGGAGUUGUGGUGCAAGAUGGACAGCUUGGUUACAGAAAUCUUUUUGAUGCCAUAUUGGAUGCUGUUUACUCGGCACUUGAGAGGGCUGGUGGCGGUUCUUUGCAGGUUGUUAUUUCAGAGAGUGGUUGGCCAUCAGCCGGUGGGACGGCAACCACAGUUGAUAAUGCAAAGACUUACAACUCCAAUUUGAUUCAGCAUGUCAAGGGUGGGACUCCAAAGAAGCCUGGAGGGCCUAUCGAGACUUACGUGUUUGCCAUGUUUAAUGAGAACAGGAAAUCCCCAGAAUAUGAGAAACACUGGGGGCUCUUUUUACCAAACAAACAGGCUAAAUACCCAAUCAAUUUCAACUAA
Molecule: messenger RNA, 1038 nt
Organism: Vitis vinifera (wine grape)
Lineage: Eukaryota; Viridiplantae; Streptophyta; Magnoliopsida; Vitales; Vitaceae
Gene: G1
Product: beta 1-3 glucanase
Biological process (GO): carbohydrate metabolic process
Cellular component (GO): cell wall; plasma membrane
Molecular function (GO): hydrolase activity, hydrolyzing O-glycosyl compounds
Source: RefSeq, marked provisional